Messenger RNA from Pneumocystis murina B123, 429 nucleotides. RefSeq lists its product as hypothetical. Gene Ontology annotation, biological process: DNA-templated transcription initiation; RNA polymerase II preinitiation complex assembly. Gene Ontology annotation, cellular component: transcription factor TFIID complex; SAGA complex. The record is from RefSeq and is a predicted model, not a curated record. Gene Ontology annotation, molecular function: protein heterodimerization activity; transcription coactivator activity; RNA polymerase II general transcription initiation factor activity. The transcript is spliced from 3 exons. NCBI's taxonomy places the organism in Eukaryota, Fungi, Ascomycota, Pneumocystomycetes, Pneumocystales, Pneumocystaceae. The coding region runs from base 1 to 429 and encodes 142 amino acids.
AUGUCAGAAGAAACGUCAAGAGAACAAAAACGUAUUCCACGAGACGCACGAAUUGUUCAUCUUAUUCUUGCAUCGCUAGGUGUUGAAGCAUAUCAGCAGAAUGUCCCUCUUCAACUGCUUACUUUUGCACAUCGUUAUACACAUCAAGUUCUUCAGGAUGCUUUAGUAUAUUCGGAUUAUGCGCGGCCAGAUGGGGUAACAGGAUUGACAGUAGAAGACAUUAGGUUGGCAAUUGCAUCUCAAGUGAAUAAUUCAUUUCGAGGGCCACCUCCUAAAGAAUUUCUUCUUGAAUUGGCAUCCGAACGUAAUAGAAAGCCCCUUCCGCCUAUUUAUCCUACGUAUAAUCUUCGUCUUCCACCUAAAAAAUAUCUUUUAACAGCGCCAAAUUGGGAUUUCGAUAUUCCGAAAUCUAAAAAGGAUGAUAUAUGA